Messenger RNA from Manis pentadactyla (Chinese pangolin), 4255 nucleotides. RefSeq names its product myosin IF (gene MYO1F). Gene Ontology annotation, biological process: actin filament organization; vesicle transport along actin filament. Gene Ontology annotation, cellular component: microvillus; actin cytoskeleton; myosin complex. Gene Ontology annotation, molecular function: actin filament binding; microfilament motor activity; ATP binding. Bases 145 to 3483 code for a protein of 1112 amino acids. The record is from RefSeq and is a predicted model, not a curated record. NCBI's taxonomy places the organism in Eukaryota, Metazoa, Chordata, Mammalia, Pholidota, Manidae. The transcript has 27 exons.
GCUGUUUGCAAGAGGAACUAGGGCUGGGAGUCCGGUGAAGGAGCGGGAGCAGGGCCAUGCCCGAGCUGUCCCCCAGGGCCCCCUGACCUGCACCCCUGCCACGACCCAUUUGGGCACCCCCAGAGGUCCUGACGUCACCCCACCAUGGGCAGCAAGGAGCGCUUCCACUGGCAGAGCCACAACGUGAAGCAGAGUGGUGUGGACGACAUGGUGCUGCUGCCCCAGAUCACCGAAGAUGCCAUCGUGGGCAACCUACGCAAGCGCUUCAUGGACGACUACAUCUUCACCUACAUCGGCUCUGUGCUCAUCUCCGUGAACCCCUUCAAGCAGAUGCCUUACUUCACUGACCGCGAGAUCGACCUCUACCAGGGCGCGGCCCAGUACGAGAAUCCCCCCCACAUCUACGCCCUCACGGACAACAUGUACCGGAACAUGCUCAUCGACUGUGAGAACCAGUGUGUCAUCAUCAGUGGCGAGAGUGGGGCCGGGAAGACAGUGGCGGCCAAGUACAUCAUGGGCUACAUCUCCAAAGUGUCCGGUGGCGGAGAGAAGGUCCAGCACGUGAAGGAUAUCAUCCUACAAUCCAACCCACUGCUCGAGGCCUUCGGCAAUGCCAAGACUGUGCGCAACAACAACUCCAGUCGCUUUGGCAAGUACUUCGAGAUCCAGUUCAGCCGAGGCGGGGAGCCAGACGGGGGCAAGAUCUCCAACUUCCUGCUGGAGAAAUCCCGCGUGGUCAUGCAGAACGAAAACGAGAGGAAUUUCCACAUCUACUACCAGCUGCUGGAAGGGGCCUCCCAGGAGCAGCGGCAGAACCUGGGACUCAUGACCCCCGACUACUACUACUACCUCCAAUCAGACACCUACAAGGUGGAUGGCACUGAUGACAGCAGCGAUUUCAGUGAGACCCUGAGUGCCAUGCAGAUCAUCGGAAUCCCGCCCAACAUCCAACAACUGGUCCUGCAGCUCGUGGCGGGAAUCUUGCACUUGGGGAACAUCAGCUUCUGUGAAGACAGCAACUAUGCCCGGGUGGAAAGUGUGGACCUCCUGGCCUUUCCUGCCUACCUUCUGGGCAUUGACAGCAGGCGGCUGCAGGAGAAGCUGACCAGCCGCAAGAUGGACAGCCGCUGGGGCGGGCGCACCGAGUCCAUCGACGUGACCCUCAACGUGGAGCAGGCGGCCUACACCCGCGACGCCCUGGCCAAGGGGCUCUAUGCCCGCCUCUUUGACUUUCUUGUGGAGGCCAUCAACCGUGCCAUGCAGAAGCCCCAGGAGGACUACAGUAUUGGUGUGCUUGACAUCUACGGCUUUGAGAUCUUCCAGAAAAAUGGCUUUGAGCAGUUCUGCAUCAACUUCGUCAAUGAGAAGCUGCAGCAGAUCUUUAUCGAACUCACCCUGAAGGCUGAGCAGGAGGAGUAUGUGCAGGAGGGCAUUCGCUGGACCCCCAUCCAGUACUUCAACAACAAAAUCGUCUGUGACCUCAUCGAAAACAAGCUGAGCCCCCCAGGCAUCAUGAGCGUCCUGGACGAUGUGUGCGCCACCAUGCACGCCACGGGCGGAGGCGCAGACCAGACGCUGCUGCAGAAGCUGCAGGCGGCCGUGGGCGCCCACGAGCACUUCAACAGCUGGAGUGCCGGCUUUGUCAUCCACCACUAUGCUGGCAAGGUCUCCUACGACGUCAAUGGCUUCUGCGAGCGGAACCGCGAUGUCCUCUUCACUGACCUCAUAGAGCUGAUGCAGACCAGUGAGCAGGCCUUUCUCCGGAUGCUCUUUCCCGAGAAGCUGGAUGUAGACAAGAAGGGCCGGCCCAGCACCGCUGGUUCCAAGAUCAAGAAACAGGCCAACGACCUGGUGGCCACGCUGAAGCGAUGCACACCCCACUACAUCCGCUGCAUCAAACCCAACGAGACCAAGAGGCCCCGGGACUGGGAGGAGAGCAGGGUCAAGCACCAGGUGGAGUACCUGGGCCUGAAGGAGAACAUUCGAGUGCGCCGGGCGGGUUUCGCCUACCGCCGCCAGUUCGCCAAGUUCCUGCAGAGAUACGCCAUCCUGACCCCCGAGACGUGGCCACAGUGGCGUGGGGACGAGCGUCAGGGGGUCCAGCACCUGCUCCGGGCGGUCAACAUGGAGCCAGACCAGUACCAGAUGGGGAGCACAAAAGUCUUCGUCAAGAACCCCGAGUCGCUCUUCCUCCUGGAGGAAAUGCGAGAGCGCAAGUUCGAUGGCUUUGCCCGCACCAUCCAGAAGGCCUGGCGGCGCCACGUGGCGGUCCGGAAGUACGAGGAGAUGCGGGAGGAAGCGUCCAACAUCCUGCUGAACAAGAAGGAGCGGAGACGGAACAGCAUCAAUCGGAACUUCGUCGGCGACUACCUGGGGCUGGAGGAGCGGCCGGAGCUGCGUCAGUUCCUGGGCAAGAGGGAGCGCGUGGACUUUGCCGACUCGGUCACCAAGUACGACCGCCGCUUCAAGCCCAUCAAGAGGGACUUGAUCCUGACGCCCAAGCGUGUGUACGUGAUCGGGCGGGAGAAGGUGAAGAAGGGGCCCGAGAAGGGCCAGGUUCGGGAGGUCCUGAAGAAGCAGUUGGAGAUCCAGACCUUGCGGGGAGUUUCCCUCAGCACGCGGCAGGACGACUUUUUCAUUCUCCAAGAGGACGUGGCCGACAGCUUCCUGGAGAGCGUCUUCAAGACCGAGUUCGUCAGCCUCCUGUGCAAGCGCUUCGAGGAGGCAACGCGGAGGCCCCUGCCCCUCACCUUCGGCGACACGUACGGCCGCCCCGCCGUCUCCCGCGGGGCCGACCACGGGCUCCUCCCCACCCCUGCCGGGCCGGCAAGGAUGCAGCGGGGAGGGCACCCCCGCUGGGGGUAUGGGCGCCCGCACAGCUUCCUCCCCUCCCCACAGACUACAGUUCCGGGUGAAGAAGGAGGGCUGGGGCGGAGGUGGUACCCGCAGCGUCACUUUCUCCCGUGGCUCCGGCGAGGUGGCGGUGCUCAAGGCUACGGGUCGGACCCUCACCGUCAGCGUGGGCGACGGGAUGCCCAAAAGUUCCAAGCCUACACGGAAGGGAAAGCCCCACGGAAAACCUCGAAGGUCACCCCAGGCCCCCACCCGAGCACUCCCCGGGGUGCCCAGAGGCCUGGACCGCAAUGGGGUGCCCCCCUCUGCCAGAAAGGGGCCCCUGCCCAUGGAGAUCAUAUCUGGAGGGCGCUCACAGAGGCCCCCCCAAGGCCCUCCAUCCUCUGCCCUAAGGGCCAGCAGACGUCCGCGGGCACGGCCCCCUUCAGAGCACAACACAGAAUUCCUCAACGUGCCAGACCAGGGCGCAGCAGGCAUGCAGAGGAAGCGCAGCGUGGGGCAGCGACCUGUGCCCGGGGUGGGCCGACCCAAACCCCAGCCUCGAAUGCAUGGCCCACGGUGCCGGGCACUGUACCAGUAUGUGGGCCAAGAUGUGGACGAGCUGAGCUUCAAUGUGAACGAGGUCAUUGAGAUCCUCCUGGAAGAUUCCUCAGGCUGGUGGAAAGGCCGGCUGCAUGGCCAAGAGGGCCUCUUCCCGGGAAACUACGUGGAGAAGAUCUGAGGGGGACACAGGAUUCUGCCCGCCUGCCUGACUCUGCCGGGCAGCCUGGCCCUGCUGGUGGGGGGGGGGGGUCUCUCUUUCCUUGGUUGCAUUGGCCCAGAGGUCCAGUCCCGGGGCCUCCAGCCCUGCCCAGCCCAGGCCCUGGGUCUGGGAGUCACCACUGCAGCCACCCCGGGGCUCUGGUGUCCCUCAUGCCAUACCCAUUUCCUCCUGUAUCAGACAGGGCUAACAGCAGAACCUACCUCCCAGAUGCCUUGUGAAUACAACAUGAAUCGUGUCCUGUCGACAGAGUGUGGGCACAGUAGAGGGUGGGGGUGGGGGGCUUGACAAGCAUGACUUCCCUCCUUCUCACAUCACCGAGGCAAUAAAUGUUUGCCGGGUGAAGGCAUGGAUGACUUUACUGAGAGCAAACAAGGACUAGCUUCUCAAAACCCUGCGAUGUAGGGGCGGCAAAUGCCCCAUUUCACAGGUAGAAAACUAGAGGCUCGGAGGAGUUUUGUUACUUGCCCAAGAUUCCACAGAACCAUUUUUGCCCCCGCCCCAUGUCACCCAAAGAGUCAGUUUGUCUCACUUGACAGCUCACCCACUCCUAGCCAUUUGCAUCCUAGCUUUCCUGCAGAAAAUAGGCCAGUAGGUCCUGUCAGCUUUGAAUCUGCAGCCCCCAAACCCAUCAGAAACCUA